This is a messenger RNA of Macroventuria anomochaeta, 3228 nucleotides long. RefSeq names its product NADPH-cytochrome P450 reductase-like protein. The transcript has 4 exons. Gene Ontology annotation, cellular component: cytosol. NCBI's taxonomy places the organism in Eukaryota, Fungi, Ascomycota, Dothideomycetes, Pleosporales, Didymellaceae. Bases 1 to 3228 code for a protein of 1075 amino acids. The record is from RefSeq and is a predicted model, not a curated record. Gene Ontology annotation, molecular function: aromatase activity; flavin adenine dinucleotide binding; iron ion binding.
AUGCCGCAUGCCGACAUUCCUGGACCUCCAGGCCGUCGUUUCUUUGGUAACCUUAGGGACAUCGACCCAGAUAACACGAUGGACUCGUUGUGCAGAUUGACCGAAAUUUAUGGGCCAAUCUGGAAGUUCCAUCUGGGCACGGAAGAGAGAAUCGUUAUUGGCUCGCAGAAAUUGAUGGACGAGGUAUGCGACGAAGCCCGCUUUGUCAAAGUCGUUGCCGCUGUACUCAAACAAGCCCGCAACGGCGUACAAGACGGUCUGGGCACCGCUCAUGGUCCCGAAGAGAGAAAUUGGGGCAUAGCGCACCGUAUAUUGGCCCCGCACUUUGGACCACUGGCUAUCGCAAACAUGUUCGGCGACAUGCAGGAUAUAGCUACUCAACUGGUCCUGAAGUGGGCCCGCCAUGGGCCUGAGCACAAUAUACAAGUGACUGAAGACUUCACGCGCCUGACGCUAGAUGCGAUUGCCCUGUGCGCUAUGGACUAUCGCUUCAAUUCCUAUUACAGAGAAGCCAUGCAUCCUUUCAUAGAUGCACUAGCAAGUUUCCUUGAAACCAACGCGGGUCGUGCGAAGAGGAGCGCAGUGAUGCAGCCGCUCUGUGUCUUCGAAAAUCACAGAUACUGGGGGAAUAUCGAGCAGCUGCGAAGGACUGGACAUGCGGUCAUUAAUGCAAGAAAGCAGCACCCUAGUGACAAGAAGGAUUUGCUCAACGCCAUGUUGCAUGGAGUCGAUCCCCACACGAGCGAACGAAUGACGGACGAUAGUGUCGUCAACAACAUGAUCACCUUCCUGUUUGCCGGACACGAGACGACCUCAGGUCUCCUCUCCUUCACAUUCUACUACCUUCUCAGCAACCCAGCAACAUACGUAAAAGCGCAACAAGAGGUUGACGAUGCUAUCGGUAGAGAUCGCAUCACCUCCUCACAUCUCGCCAGGCUUCCGUACCUCAGCGCUGUACUCCGCGAGUCCCUGCGACUGUCGCCUACCGUGCCCGCAAUUGCGCUUGCCGCCAAAGAAGACACCACGCUGAGCGGGAAGUACAAGGUCAGGGCCAAUGCGCCCAUUAUUGCCCUCUUCGCAGCAGUCCACAGAGACCCGCUCGUGUACGGAAGUGACGCAGACGAGUUCCGGCCAGAUCGCAUGCUCGACAUCGAGUUCGAACAACGCAACAAAGAGUUCCCAAACUGCUGGAAGCCGUUCGGCAAUGGCAUGCGAGGUUGCAUCGGGCGCUCUUUCGCGUGGCAGCAGGCACUUGUUGUCGCAGCGAUGCUCCUUCAGAGCUUCGACCUCUCUAUGAGUGACCCGUCGUACCGCUUGCAGGUCAAGCAGGCGCUUACCAUCAAGCCAGAGGGCUUCCACAUGCGUGCUCAGCUGCGAUCUCACGUGGCAUUGCCAAAGCUUGAACGAGCCUUAUCCUCAACAACAAUCGCCAGCAAUCCAGCCGCCCUGAGCCCCAUUGUGCUUGGGGCGAAUGAGUCCUCGAAGCCGGCGAUAGAUGUAUACUAUGGCUCCAACAAAGGCACGUGCGAGGAGCUCGCCAGCCAGCUCGCCAGCCAUGCAGCGGACCGCGGCUUUGCGAUUGGCAUAGUAGGCAAAUUGAACUCUGCAAAGAGCUUGUCGCAAACCAACCCUGCCGUGGUUAUAACGGCUUCAUACAACGGUCAGCCCGCCGACGACGCAGCAGAGUUCGUAGCUUGGGUUCGAGCGCUGAGGGACAAUGAGCUUGCCAAAGUCGCCUUCGCUGUGUUCGGAUGCGGCCAUGGCGACUGGGUCAGAACCUUCCUGGAAGUGCCAAAGUACCUAGACGGUGUGUUGGAGGAGCGUGGCGGCACAAGACUGGUUGCUUUAGGCACGACGGACACUGCCCAAGGCAAGGUUCUGACCGACUUCGCAGCCUGGGAAGAAGAAGCCCUCUGGCCUGCCUUGCGAAAGAAGUAUGGUAUCAAAGACGCGUCCACGGCCCACGAGUCUACAUCUGCGCUGCAAGUCAAGAUCUGCGUUCCUGAAGCAACGGCGUUGCGAUGCGGUCUUCGUCAGGCUCGAGUCUUCGCAAGCGAAACGUUGUCUGAUACCGAACUGUCUGUUAAGAAGCACCUAGAGAUCGCGCUACCAGCAGGGAUGGCAUAUCGGACAGGCGAUUGUCUCGCCAUUCUGCCACAGAACCCAAGAGAUGUCGUCAAUCGCGCGCUGAAACAGUUUGGCCUGUCCGGGGAUAGCAUCUUGACCAUUGACAGCACUACUGCUACGACACUGCCUCUUCGCACGCCCAUCAGGGCGGCCGAAGUCUUCCGUGCCUAUGUUGAGCUUGAGCAACCGGCCAGCAAGAGUGACAUUCUGGUCAUGUCGAGCGCGACACGCGAUGAGACAUUAAGUGCUGAGCUAAGCCGCCUUGCGGGCAAGGCUCAUUACGAAGAGAUUGUUGUCAAGCACUUGUCGGUGCUCGAUCUGCUUGAGCGUUUCCCUGCCGUGAACGUAUCGCCUGGCGCCUUUCUCUCCAUGCAGCCACCGAUGAACCUUCGGCGUUAUUGCAUCUCGUCCUCGCCUUUGUGGAACUCUUGCCGCGCUACUGUGACCUGCUGUGUUACAGAUCGGUUGGCCAUACAUGGCCAGCAGCGGGCUUCCGGGCUGGCGUCAGCAUACCUCUCUUCUCUUGCUGCUGGUGACGAGGUGUUUGUUAGCGUAAAAGAGUGUGCUGACAAGUUCCUUUUGCCCGAAGCAGCCGACGAUGUUCCGCUCAUUUUGAUUGCUGCAGGAACCGGAAUCGCACCCUUCCGGAGCUUUGUACAAGAACGCGCAGCACAACUGGCUACCGGCCGCGUCCUCGCCGCUGCUUUGCUCUUCUAUGGAUGUCGCUCACAUGCAGAUGACCUCUAUGCUGACUCUCUCGAACGCUGGCAGCAACUAGGCGCUGUAUCUAUUCAUCGUGCGUAUUCACGCAUGCCAGAGCAGUCACAGGGAUGUAGAUAUGUGCAAGACCGUGUCUACCAGGAUAGGACUGAGGUUAUCAAGCUGCUCACGACAGGUGCACGUGUUGCAGUGUGCGUACCCGAGUGCGCAGUUGCAGGGGUCAGAAAGACUCUGAUCGAUAUGACUGCAGAAACCCAGCGAGCUGUGGCGGAGGGAAAGAGUAAGGGCACUGAAACGGAUAUCGCAGAACUUCAUCUCGAGACUGCGUGGCACGUCUGGAAAAGUUCAUCUGAGAUCGAGCGGGAUGCAUCAGAGCAGUGA